AUGUAUGUGUUCGUUUUAAUGGUUUUUAUACUUUUAAACAUAGUGUGUGAUGUUAAUUACUUGACAAGAACAAUUAUUGCAGUUUUUAGCGGUCGAUUUUAUCAACGCACUUAUUCUUUGAAUGAUACUUCUGAAAUAUAUGGUGUUUGCACUUUUCAAGACUGUGACGUAACAUUGAAGUUCAUGAGAAUAGCUAGAUUGCUCAGAGACCUAGAUUUUGCAAGGUAUCAUUUUUAUGAGAGAACAGGCAUAUACCGCAGAAGUCAGGAGUUGAGUAUUAAAUCCUUACAAGGGUGUACUCUUACGUCAACAGAUAAUCCAGUCCCUUUGUUUGGGUUUUAUAAAAUCACUACCGAGCUUGUUUAUUGGGAUAAUCGGUCCUUAUUUUUGGAACACAAAGUCAUUACUUUGGGUGAUGGAAAAAUUCGCUCCAUAUUAGUAUCUCGUCAGCAUGCAAUUGGACAAAAUGGAGAUUCGACUGAGGCACUUCUUGCUGGCUUGCCUGGAUCAGAUGUGAAGCCCGCUUGCCCGGAAUACAUUCAGUACUGGUUACGUAGUAUGGAAAUGUCCAGCUCCAAGAAUUGGCAGACUUUUCCAAAAGAAAUUAUCAUUAAAGUAUCAUCAGAAAGUAUCAUUAACGCCGCACGCGUUAAUGAUACUACAACUAUUUACGGUUUCUGCACCACGCAAGAUGUAGAUAUAUUUUUAAGACACAUGAACAACGCGCGGUAUGUUAGAGAGCUUGAUUUUGCAAGAUUCCACUUUUAUGAUCGCACUGGAAUAUAUGCCAACAUCAAGACAGUAGAUGGCCAUGCACUACAAGGUGCUUCGAGUAUUCGUUACAGAAGAACUAUUCCUAUAUUUUCAGCGUAUAAAGUUGAGACGAAGCUUGUGUACUGGGAAGAUAAAACUUUGUUCAUCGAGCAAAAGUUUAUCACAUUAAGUGAUGGCUUUGUACGCGCAAUCGUCCUUUCACGGCAGAACCUUAUUAAUGUAGAUGCACAGACCCUAUUCAUAGGCAUUCCUGGUAAUGAUAAAAAACCAGAGUGCCCUGAAGAGAUUAAACAUUGGCUGCAAGCUAUCGAAGUUUCCAGUGCACGACUAAGGAAAAAGGAUUAA
This is a messenger RNA of Arctia plantaginis, 1119 nucleotides long. NCBI's taxonomy places the organism in Eukaryota, Metazoa, Arthropoda, Insecta, Lepidoptera, Erebidae. The record is from the annotation of a GenBank genome assembly.